CUCUCUCUCUCUCUCUCUCUCUCUCUCUCUCUCUCUGUACAUUGAUAUUUCUUCUUCUUCUUCUAUAAUGAUCGGAGCUCAAUUUCAUGUGACGGAUCGCUCAGCUGCCAUCCGUUCGAUCCCAAGCACUUGGCCUGCUGCUAGUUCUGCUUCUUCCUCCUCGCUCCACUCGGUCUUCACGGUUCGAUUAGGUUUCAGAACGACAAAACGGUGUCGUGGCCUCAAAUCGAUCGGCAUUAGCUGCAACAACUCUUCCUCUCGUUCCAGAUCCAGCAAUGCCGAUCACCACGAUUACGAUUAUCUCCAAGCUUCUCUCCUCCUCUCAGAAACUAUAUCUCACUACCGUAUGCAAAAGCGAGGGUUUAAAGAAGAGACGAAAUGGCAGUCCUCUGGUAAAUUGCGUCCCUUUUCAGCUCAAGCAAACCGAUCUCGAAACCUCUUUGAUACCUUAGGCCGAAACAUUCUCCAGCGUUUCCAAAAUCCCACGAUUUUUCUCAAGAUUUCUUGUGAUGGAGACUUUUUGCUUCCAAUUGUUGUAGGUGAAUUUGCCAUAGAAAAUCUCAUCGAUGCCCAAUGGGGAGAUGAGAAUGGGGACUCCCCUGAUCAAUUCCAGUUUGUGAGUAAUCUCGUCGACAAACUUGGUUAUCAAGUGAAUAUGGUGAGAAUUACAGAAAGAGUGAUGAAUACUUACUUUGCCGGAUUGUGUUUUAGCAAGCCAGGGGAAAACGAGGUUUUUAAUGUGAAUGCACGUCCGUCAGAUGCCAUAAAUGUUGCACAUAGAAGCAAGGUAAAUGUCUUUGUUGCACAUAGAAGCAAGGUGCCCAUAUAUGUAAAUAAACAGAUUGUCUUAACUGAUGCUGUAAGAAUCAGUUAUGGGAUGGGCCGAGUGCGUGAUACAAAGUCUGUUUAUGAUGUAUCUCUUGACAGUGCUGCAGAUGGUCCCGAUUUUUUAAUUCAAGAACUUGAGUUGGUUAAUAAUAUCAGUUUAGCUAUUAAAGAGGAAAGAUAUAAAGAUGCAGCCAUGUGGAGAGACAAACUAGUCAAGCUUCGCAAGUCAAUUCAAGGGCCUUAACCAAAUAUAUAAGGUUAAUCCGCUUCUAAAUAAGUUGAUGCUUCUACGCACUGUUGGCAUAGCAAUUCAUUAUGGAGAUUCUAGUGCAAGGAACAACUUUAUGCUUUAUUGGAUAAUGAGAGAACUUUUAAAAUAUUGAAUGUACAGCUACUGUAGAAUAUUGAAUACUGCCCCCAAGUAUGUAUAUGUAAAACCAUGUACUCAGAUGGAUUCUUCAAACCAUAAGCAUGGUCAGCCUUCUUUGGAGAUUCGUAUCCACGGUUUGUAAAUCUCAGCAAAGUGUUAUAUGACAAGAAAGAAUGAAAUUGCGUUCGUUUGAAUCUAAUUGAAAGAAUAUCUUGUUCUUUCUAA
Prunus dulcis (almond) is the source of this 1423-nucleotide messenger RNA. Its product is annotated as bifunctional nuclease 2. NCBI's taxonomy places the organism in Eukaryota, Viridiplantae, Streptophyta, Magnoliopsida, Rosales, Rosaceae. Bases 68 to 1072 code for a protein of 334 amino acids. Gene Ontology annotation, cellular component: nucleus; VCB complex. The record is from RefSeq and is a predicted model, not a curated record. Gene Ontology annotation, biological process: protein ubiquitination. Gene Ontology annotation, molecular function: nuclease activity. The transcript is spliced from 10 exons.